Papilio machaon (common yellow swallowtail) is the source of this 1506-nucleotide messenger RNA. RefSeq lists its product as uncharacterized. Gene Ontology annotation, molecular function: serine hydrolase activity. The record is from RefSeq and is a predicted model, not a curated record. NCBI's taxonomy places the organism in Eukaryota, Metazoa, Arthropoda, Insecta, Lepidoptera, Papilionidae. Bases 83 to 1045 code for a protein of 320 amino acids. The transcript has 8 exons.
ACAUGGCGUUGUUUAUCCCACUAUUUCUGUCGCUACUAGCUACUUGGCGCCAUUGCUCAACCACAAUUGAAAAAUUAUAACAAUGAGCCUCUUCAAAACAUUAAUGUCACUGGCCGUGAAUAACACAAAGGUUGCAGUGAAAAAUAAUGGCAGUUCAUCUCUCCGACCGUUACUGUCAUGCGCGCCGGUAGCUAUGGUGGGCUUCGACCGCGGUGCUCACAGUCAGGACAUCACCAAGAAUAUCCAGUACAUCACAAAUGAUAAGAUCAAACUUACGCCGGAUCCAAAGACCAUGAAGUUGGACAAGCCGCUGAACCGUCCGAUCUGUGUUAUGAUAAACUGGCUACUGGCGCGGCAGAAGCAUGUGCUGAAGUACGCCUCGCUCUACCUCGAGCAGGGCUUCGAUGUCGUCUCGGUGUCCUGCACACCCUGGCAGCUCAUGUGGCCAAUGAAGGGAUCACAGCUGGUAGCCGGUGACCUGAUGCGACUGCUGUCUGCCAACGAGAGCGAGCAGCCGUUGGUGGUGCACGGCUUCUCUGUAGGCGGCUACCUGUGGGGCGAAGUCUGCGCCCACGUCAUGUCAAAUAGGGAACUGUACCAGCCAGUAUUGGAUCGUGUAACUGCACAGGUUUGGGAUUCUGCAGCUGAUAUAACUGAGAUCACAAUCGGUGUGCCCAUCGCUGUCUUCCCAAAGAACAAGAUCAUGCAGAAAACACUCAGAGCUUAUAUGGAAUACCACAUGAAGACGUUCCAUGAUGUGGCAACAACUCACUACAUCAGAUCAUCGCAGCUGUUCCACACCAACUUGUGUCGUGCGCCUGCACUCUUCCUUCUGUCCCGCAGCGACCCAGUCGGGGCAGAGACCAGCAACCGCGCUGUCUACGACUCCUGGUGCAAGAUGGGCAUCAAGUGCACGUGGCAGUGCUGGGACAAGUCUCCGCAUGUGCAGCACUUUAUGAAGCACCGGGAUGAGUACCUACAGCUGCUGAUGGCUCACCUCAGGCAACAUACUCACCUCGCACACAAGUCGCGCGCCCACGCCUAGCGCCUAGCGCCUAUGCGGAUAAACACCCCCCCUCACUACUAUGAAGUGAUGGAUGAUAGACAAAUAAUUUUGAAACAAAGAUGGCAGAACAGUUUUUAUAAAAUGUUGAAAUAUUAAAGUACAGAAUAUGUCAAUUUAACAAAAAUUAUAAGAAAAUAUAGUGAACUAUUUUUGUUCCGUCUAAAAACUUACUUUAUUUGUUAAUUUUUAUUAAUAAGAAAUAUAUACUCUGUCUACCCUUCUGGGUUAAGUGUGAGUUUUUUUUUUGUAGUAAGAAAUGUGUAACUAUAGACGGACAAGAUUAUCUGACCCAGUGGAUAUGUCAAACUAAAUUAUGACAGCUCUUUAGCGCCCUCAUGAUAAUGUCAUAAAGGUGUCACCAAAUCCCUUUUGACCUGUAGCUGUUAUUAACUCACUAUACCCCCACUUAGGGGCUAGAAUUCUACCCUAAGUUAAAAAAA